AUGGAUAACUAUAAUUUAGAUAAUAAUAGUGAAGAUGUAGCAAUUAUUGGUGUUGGAUUUCGUUUACCAGGUGAUUCUAAUACACCUGACCAGUUUUGGGAAAAUUUAAAAAAUAAAUUCAAUGGUAUUGUUGACGCUACACAAGAAUAUCAAAGAUGGAGCGAAAAUCAUGUUUAUACAGGAGAAAUAAAAAGUAAAAAUGCUGGAUUGGUAUCAAUUGAUGAAUGGAAAUCAUUUGACCCAUUAUUAUUCGGUAUUGCUCCAAAUGAGUUGGGAAUAACUGAUCCACAACAAAGACUGUUACUCAAAUCAACAUUCGAAGCAUUGGAAGAUGCAGGUCUUGACCCAAUACAAGGAAUGAGAGGUACCAACACUAGUGUGUACAUCGGUGCCACCACUAUAGACUAUAAAAUGACAGCCUAUACUGAAAAAGAUAAUAGUAUCAAUUCUUUAAUUAGUAAUUUACAUACAAUGUCAAAUCGUAUUUCAUACUGUUUCGAUUUUCGUGGUCAAUCGUUAACUUUAGAUACUGCCUGCUCAAGCUCUUCAAAUGCAAUACAUCUUGGUUAUAAAUCCAUUGUCAAUGGAGACUCUGAAUAUUCAAUUGUCGGUGGUUCCAAUUUAAUAAUAGAUACACUAUACACAAAAGCUGUAUCAUAUCUAAACAUGGCAGGCGCCGGGGGGUAUUGUAAAACAUUUGACUCUGCUGCAGAUGGGUUUGUACGUGCAGAAGGUUGUGGUGUGCUUGUAUUAAAAAAAUUAUCAAAUGCCAUCAAAGAUGGCAACAAUAUAUACUGCGUUAUCAAAGGUGCAAACUCUAAUGCCGAUGGUACUUUCAACAAAACAACAUUUUUCGCACCAUCCAAAUAUGCACAAAAUGCAAAUCUUGAAAAAGUAUUAUUAGACAGUAAAACAAACCCAAGUGAUAUUGACUACUUUGAGUGCCAUGGUACUGGUACUCCAACAGGUGAUCCAAUAGAAACUGAAGCAAUAUCAAUGUCAUUAAAAGAUCAUCGUUCAAACAACUCUCCAUUAUUAAUUGGUUCAGUAAAGUCCAACAUUGGUCAUUUAGAACCUGCAUCAGGUGUUGCAUCAAUCAUUAAAUGCUGCUUAAUGUUCAAACAUCGUCAAUUUGCACCAAACAUUCACUUUAAUAACCCAAAUCCAAAUAUAAAGUUUAAUGAAUGGAAUAUCAAAGUUGUAACAGACCUAACUCCAUUCCCAAAAAACAAAUUAGUAACAAUCGGUGUAAAUAAUUUCGGCGCAACAGGUUCAAAUGUUUGUAUAAUCUUAAAAGAAUAUAAUCAACAAUUACAACUACAAACAUCUCAAAAAUCAAAAAAUGAAAUAAACUAUUUAAUUCCAUUUUCUGCAAAUUCAAAAACAUCAUUAGAAGACUACAAAUCAAAAAUUUUAAAUAAUAUAUCCAACUAUUCAAACAAAAUUGAAUUUAACGAUUUCAUUAAACAUCAAGUAUUUUGUAAAUCACCAAACUUUUUACAAAGAUCAGUUAUCAGUGCCAAAGAUUGGAAUAGUUUCAAUGAUAACUUUAAAAAUCAAAUCAAAACCUCAAGUAAUAAAUCAUACAAUAUUUUACACAAACACUCAAAUCCAGAAAUUAUUUUUGUUAUGUGUGGUCAAGGCCCUCAAUACACCAGCAUGGCACUCAAACUAUAUGAAAACAAUACAAUAUUUAGAAAAUCAAUGGAUAUGAUAAAUGAAAAAUUGAGCAAACACGCUGGAUUCAAUAUUUUAGAAAAACUUAGAUCAAUCGACCCCACAGAUAAGAAAUCAAUUAACGAUCCAUUAAUCGCUCAAACAUCAUUAUUUAUCGUUCAAUUUUCAUUAAUAGAACUAUAUAAACAUUGGGGAAUUAAACCAUCUAUUAUCGUUGGUCACUCUUUUGGUGAGUUGGCAUCCACAUUUUGUUCUGGUAUGAUCAAUUUAGAAGAAGCCUGCUUUUUAGCUUACCAAAGAGCAAGAAUACAAAGUUUAACAGUAACAAAUAAUCAAGAUAAAUCUUUAAAUUCAAGAAUGCUUGUAAUUAAUAUUAGUGAAGAACAAUUCAAUCAAAAGUAUUCAUCUAGAUAUCCAGAUAUUACAAUUUGUUGCUAUAACUCACCUUCAUCGAUUGUUGUCGGAGGUAAUGAAGCUAAACUAAUUGAAAUUCAUAACGAAUCAAAAUCAAACGGUAUAUUCUCAGCAUUUCUUGGUGCACAAACAGCAUUCCAUUCAUCAGCUCAAGAAAGUAUAAAGGAUCUUGUUUAUUCUUUAAAACAAAUUAAAUAUAACAAACCAACUAUUCCAACAUUUUCAACAGUAACAGGUGAACUAUUUGGUAAUAAUGAAAUUGAACCUCCUGCUUCACAUUAUAUCUAUUCAAAUAUUAGAGAACCAGUAAUGUUUAGUAAAGCAAUUGAAAAUAUAUUCAAUCAUAUUGAAACUCAAAAUAAAAACAAUAGAGCAAUAUUUUUAGAGAUUUCACCACAUCCAACUUUAUCAUAUUAUAUCAAACAAAUGAUACCAAAAGAAUCAAAUUAUUUUAGUGAAGAUUCAAUAACAGUAAUAAGCUCGUUAAAUAAAAACAAAGAUGAUACUCAAGAAAUUCAAAACACAAUUUCACAACUAUAUUGCAAAGGCUAUAAUGUCAAUUUUAAAUCACAGUUUAUAAAUGAAGAUAUUUAUUUACCAUCAGUAAUAUCAAAUACAUCAAUCCUACCAAGAUAUCAAUGGGAUAAUAAUCAAUAUUGGUCAGAAAGUGAUAGAUCUCUCAAAGCCAGAACUGAAGGACCAUCAAUUGAUCAAAAAGGGUUCUCCAUCAACUCAAAUCAAACUAUCUACGAAUCAUUUAUAGAUAUCAAUAGACCACCAUUUGAAUAUUUAAAAGGACACGUUGUAAAAGAUAAAUAUUACUUCCCAGGUUGUGGAUAUAUUGAUAGCCUUGUAUCAAUUUUCAACUCUAAAGAUUUUAUUAUACCAUAUUUAGAAUUUAAGACACCUUUAAUCUUAAAAGAAAAAGAAGUCAAACAUUUACAAACAUCAAUAACAAAAACCUCAAGAAAUGAAUACAAAGUUAGUUUUAGCUUCAAAGACAAGAAUGAAUGGGUAGAAACAUCUCUUGGUAAAAUUCAUGUUUUCAAUUUUGAAACACCAAUUGAAAAACUUAAUUUUGAGAAAUUAAAAUUAAAAUGUGGCAACACAAAACUUUCAAAAGAUGAAUUAUACACACACAUCAAAUCUAAAACCGGAUUAUCAUACUUAAAUCAUUUCAAGAGAGUUGAAGAAUGCUAUCAAGGCGAUGGAUGCACAUUUUCAAAGAUAUCAUUAAAUCCAUCAAUUACAAGCUUUAAAAAGUCAUUCCUAGAUCCAUCAAUUAUUGAUACAACACUUCAUGGUUUCCUAUCAUAUAUCGAAGAUCCAUGUCAAAUUGUAUUGGAUAGAGUCGAAGACUACAGAAUCUAUUCCACAAAUAUUCCAAGCGAUAUUUCAAAUCAUACACAUAUCUAUUGUUAUUCAGAGUUUUUAGGUAAAUUUGGAGAAUCUUUAACUUCAUCACUCAAAAUUAUGUUAGAUGAUGGUACUGUCAUCAUUGAAGCAGAUAAAGUUGUAUGUACAUCAUUAAUACCAAUUAGAGAUCCAUUGCAAAUCCAAAAUCCAAACAAUGAACUAUUUUCAAUGUAUUGGCAAGAACGUGAUUCAUUAGUCCAAAAAUCAACACUCAAUAACUUAUCAUUCAAUAAUCCAGAUUAUGACAACAAUAUUCUAACAAUCAUUGAAAAUUCAAUUAUACCAAUUAAAAAUGAAAAAGCAAUAUUCAGAAUACUUCAAAUAUCAAAUAACUAUGAACUAUCAACAAAUAUCAUCAAUUUGAUCAACACAACACUAUCAAACAAUUCAGAAAUUGAUAUUGAGUUUUCAAUCGGUUUAGAAUCCAACCAAGAAAUUAAAGAUAUCAAAUCACAACUACCAUCAUUUAAUGGAAGUUUAUUAUUAAAAGAAAUUAAUUUAAAUCAAGCAUUAAUUGAAAAACAACAAUUAAAAUGCAACUACUAUGAUAUUAUAAUUUUACCAAAACAAUUACAAACAACAUCAAAACUAAUCAAAGACACUGAAAUAUUCAACAUUUUAAAUCCAAAAGGAUAUUUAAUUCAUAACAGUAAUCAAAGUGACGAAGAAUUAAAUGAAAUUGGUUUUGAAUUUAAUAACUUUAUCAAUCCAAUUACAAUUUCACAAAAACCAUCAGUUUUAUCAAAUAAUAACUCAAUUCCAAUAUAUGAUAAUAUUUUUAUUUUCGGUGAAAAUAGCUCAAAUGAAUCAAACAAAUUUAUUGAAACCAUUCAAAACUCAUAUAGCAAAUCAAAUAUAAGCAAAUCCCAAAAUAGCAAAAGACUAAAAAUGUCAUAUAAAGAUAAAAGAAUUUUUCUCAUUCCAAAUAUAGAUGAAUUUAAUUUACACUCAUCAAAAAUCACAGAUAACUCAGUAAUUUAUUUCAUUACAACCAUUAAUCAAAUUAAAAAUCAAAAUGAUAUUGCCAGAGUUACAUUGGACUAUGUUAAUAUUAAUCAACAUCUAUUAAAAAAUAAACUAUCAACAAAACACAUAAUAGUUUCUACAUAUUGUCAAAAAGAAGCACUCAACUAUACAUGUUCAGCUGUAAUCGGUGCAAGACGUUAUUUCGAAGAAUUUAUUGAUCUCAGACUAUUUUCAAUUGACUUUGAUAAUGAAUCAUUACUUUCAAACAAUGUAAUCGAAAAUAUUGAAUGUUUAACAAGCACAUAUCAACAUUCUGAAUAUUUAAUUAGAAAAAACAUUCCAUAUUUUGAAAGAAUUAAAAAAGAAUCAAAUUUAAAAGCCAAAUUUAAAUCAACAUCGUAUCAAGAAAACAAUGGAUUAUUAGCAAAACUUGAUCCAAAUCUUCAAUACAAAUUAGCCCCAAAAAAAGUACUAAACCCAGACUAUGUAGAGGUUAAAACUGAAGCAUUUUGUAUCAAUUUCAAAGAUAACUUAAUUUAUCGUGGUUUAGUUCCAGCAGAACUUAUUAAUUCAAAAGGAGAUAUUAGUGACCCAGAAUUUGGUUUCGAGUUUUCAGGAAUUAUUACAAGAAUUGGUGAUAAUGUUACCGAAUAUAAAAUUGGUGAUCAAGUAUUUGGCUAUUCAACAUGUGCGGCCUCUACUCAUAUAUAUCCUCACAAAAAUAAUAUUUUCACCAAACCAAACAAUAUUAGUUUUGUUGAAGCCUCAUCAAUUCCUGUUGUUUACAUGACCUCUCUUUACUGUCUUUUUAAUAUUGGUAAUUUAAAUAUUGAAGAAAAAGAGACUGUUUUAAUACAUACUGGUACAGGUGGUGUCGGUUUAUCUGCACUCAAUAUUUUAAAAUGGAAAGGAUUUAAAUCACACUUGUUUGUUACUGUUGGUUCAAAAGAAAAAGAAGAUUAUCUAAGAGAACAUUAUGGAUCAUUAAUUACAGGUAUUUACUCCACAAGAAAUAUUAACUAUGUAAAAGAAAUCAAACAGAAACUAAAACAACUUGGCUCUCAAAAAGAUGGUGUAGAUUUAAUUUUAAACACAUUUUCAAAUGAAUUUAUGGAUGCAAACUUUAAAUGUUUAUGUAAGGGCGGUAGAGUUGUAGAUGUUUCAGUAACACAUUUAAAUCCACAUGAAUACACCGAUUAUAACAAAUUCAAAUACAAUAUUGGUUACCAUGCUGUGGAGAUGUCUAGAUUAAAUAGUGAACCAAUUAGAAUUCUAUUAAAACAACUAUCAUAUGGUUUUUCAACCCAAGGUUUGGAACUUCUACCAAUUAAAGAAUUUUCAGUUAACAAUGUCAAAGAGGCUAUUGAAUUUAUCAAUGAAAGGAAACUUAUUGGUAAAAUCUCAGUUAAAAUGGAUAGUGAUGUUUUAACUCCUCUUUUAGAAAAUAAUAAUCAAGACUACAACUGUUUAAAACCAGAUUAUAAAAUCAACCAUGAAAGUUUAGGUAAAACUGUUUUAGUUUCUGGUCAAACAGGUCUUAUCUUAGAAAUAUUAAAAUGGAUUUCAAAAUUCUCAACAUCUGUCGAAACUAUAAUUAUUUUAUCAAAAUCGAAGAAAAGAUGGGAAAUUGAAAAACUCGUUAGCGGUUCAAAGAAUAAUAUCAAAUAUAUAUUUAAGAGUUGUGAUAUUGGUGAAUAUGAGUCUAUCAAAAAAUCAAUACAAGAAAUCUAUUUUGAAAAUAAACAUAUUGGUCAAGUGGAAUCUAUUUUCCAUUUCGCUUUUCAAUAUGUUAAUCACGAACCAUUAGAAGUCAGUAAAAACGAUUUAUAUGCAUCAUUAAGCGCAAAAUCGUUUGGAGCAAUGAAUCUACACAACUUAUCAUUAGAGAAACAAUGGGAAUUAAAACAAUUUAUAUUAGCUUCCUCAGUUACUGCAAUUUUUGGAUCACCAAUUCAAGUUGGAUAUACAAGUUCAAAUUACUUUUUAGAUGCACUUGCAAGACACAGAAGAUCAUUAGGUUUACCAGCAAUUUCAACAUUUUGGGGUCUUUUCGAAACUGCAGGUUUUAUUUCAAAACAACGUUCAAUUGCAAGAUUUAUUGAAAACAUGGGUUUUACACCAAUUACUGUAAAUCUAUUAUUAGGAUCUCUAGAUCUUUUUAUUCAAAAUCAAGAAAUCUCCAACAGUCUUUCUGUAAACAUUUUCAAUGACUCUAUCGAUAGUUACGCAAACAAACCAGCCAACAGCAAAAUUGAUUUUAUUUCAAAUGCAAUUCAAUCUAAAAACAAACAACUAUCUGGUGAAGACUCAGGAGCAACUCAAAUAGUAAUUGAUAAAAUUUCAGAACUCUUAACAAUUGAAGCAUCAAAAAUCAAUCAUGACUGCCGUUUAAUUGAUCUUGGAUCAGACUCUAUGGUUAUAAUUUCACUUAAAAACUUUAUAGAUUCAAACUACACUCAAAACCUAUUUACAAUUUCACAAUUGCAAACCCUAACAAUUGGUGUGAUUAUCCAAAAUAUUUUGAAAUCUCUAAAUGGCAAUAAUAAUAAUAAUAAAAAUAAAAAAACCAAUAAUGUAAAACCAAAUAAUCAAAAGAUAAUUAGCAACAAUAACAAUAGAGAGUUUUGGGAAAAAGAAAUUAAAUUAAACAACACAGUCAAAAAUUUGGCAAAUACUUCAAUAGAUUUUAACAAACUUUUAGCAAAUGACUUAAAUGUCCUUUUAACUGGUACAUCUGGUUAUUUAGGUGUUUAUUUGUUAUCGAAUUUAUUAAAAAGAUCAAAUUGCUCAAAAAUCUAUUGUUUAGUUAGAAAUAAAAAAUCAAAUAAUGAAGCAUUAGAAACAAUUAUAAACAACUUAAAAUAUCAUGGAUUAUAUGAACAAAUAACAGCAAAUGAAUUUAAAAAGAUUGAAAUUAUUUUAGGUGAUAUUUCCAUUCAACAAUUUGGCCUUCAAGAUGAACAAUAUAAUAAUAUAGCUUCGAAUAUCAAUUUAAUUAUAAAUUGCGGUGCCUAUACCAAUUUAAUAUCUCCAUAUUCAGAAUGUAAACCAAUUAACGUUGCAUCAACAUAUGAAAUGCUUAAAUUUGCAAGCCACAAUGAAAAACUAAUUAAACCAAUUAUUCACAUUUCAUCAUUUUCAAUAUUCACAAAUAUUCAAAAAGAAGAAUUUGAAGACUCAUUCAUACCAUCAGUCGACCAAAUUGAACAAUGUGAAAACGGUUAUGGUCAAUCUAAAAUCGUUUCAGAAUAUUUAGUCAGAGAAGCUUCAAACAGAGGAAUACCAUCAAUUAUAUUAAGAUUACCAUUUAUAUUUGCAAAUCCAUCCACUGGCAUCGGAAAUAAAAAUGACCUUAUACAACUAUUUAUCCAUGCUUGUUAUAAAUUAAAAAUAUAUCCAGACCAAUUUAAAGUUUUAACUAAUUUGGCACCAAUUACUUGGAUUUCCGACAAUGUAUGCAAAAUGAUAUUAAAUGCAAACUGUUGGGAAAACAACUCCUCCAAAACAUACAACUUAAUCAGUGACACAUUCAAAAUCGGCGAUGUAUUAGAACAACUUUCAAAAGAAUUUAAUUUACAAAAACUUGACUACAAUGAUUGGAAAUCAAGAUUAAUUGAAUCAAAAAAUGAAUCCUGUAGUAAAAUAUUAUUUUUAGAACCACAAAGAAAAUAUUUCACACCAAAUCUAAAAGCAACCAGUUCAACUAUCAAAUUAUUAGAAUCAAUGAAUUCAAACUACAAUGAUUCAUUUGUUACAAUCAAUAUGAUAAAAAAUCAUUUAAAUUUUUAUUUUAAAUAA
This is a messenger RNA of Dictyostelium purpureum, 8271 nucleotides long. RefSeq lists its product as uncharacterized. Lineage: Eukaryota; Evosea; Eumycetozoa; Dictyosteliales; Dictyosteliaceae. The record is from RefSeq and is a predicted model, not a curated record. Gene Ontology annotation, molecular function: oxidoreductase activity; 3-oxoacyl-[acyl-carrier-protein] synthase activity. The transcript has 2 exons. Gene Ontology annotation, biological process: fatty acid biosynthetic process. The coding region runs from base 1 to 8271 and encodes 2756 amino acids.